This is a messenger RNA of Aureobasidium melanogenum CBS 110374, 945 nucleotides long. RefSeq names its product SGNH hydrolase. Gene Ontology annotation, biological process: triglyceride catabolic process. The record is from RefSeq and is a predicted model, not a curated record. Gene Ontology annotation, molecular function: triacylglycerol lipase activity. The transcript has a single exon. The annotation marks the transcript as partial. Lineage: Eukaryota; Fungi; Ascomycota; Dothideomycetes; Dothideales; Saccotheciaceae.
AUGACGAUCAAGCUCAAUUCCCUUCUUUUGCUGUCUUCCUGGUCUUUCCAAACAUGGCUUCAGCCAACGACCGCGUUGACCCUCCCCCUACCUGAUCGCCGCUAUCUUGGACACGAGCAGCCGCAAUCUUCUGGACUCUCUUUAAUCCAUGACAAACGAGAUGAGGAUGGAGAGGACCCUAACGAUCAAUCCUGGAUUACAAAAUGGGCUGCCAUUGGCGAUUCCUACUCUGCGGGCAUUGGCUGUGGCUAUCUCCUCGAUUCUGAUUGUCAAAGAUACAACUUUUCAUUCCCUAGUCUGAUCAACGUUGACGAACGAAUGGGCGACACCUCCCGAGAGUUUCAAUUUCUUGCAUGUUCUGGAGCUGUAUCAUCACAAAUCUUGGAGAUACAAGUACCUCAAAUCGCUGACGGUGUCCAAGUUGUCACCGUCACAGCUGGAGGCAACGACGCAGACUUCAGUGGAAUCCUCGUCGACUGUAUAUACGGUCUCCGGCCACUACAUCCGACUUGUGAGGACCGGCUUGCAGAUGCUGGAAACCUUAUACAAUCUGAAGAAUUCAGGAAAAACAUCAACGCACUAAUUUCGGCGACCCUGCCCAAACUAGAUGACAAUGGAAGAAUAUACUACGUAGGGUACGCUCCCUUUUUCGACGCACAAUCGACACAGUGCAACGAUGUUAGCUGGGAUUUCCUUGGUGGACAGAUGAUUCCCACAAAACUCACGACUGAUCUUCGCACACGAUUGAAUGUCUCGGUUUCCCAGAUGAACGGUGUGCUCGGGGAGAUAAUCAAUGCAGCAGAUGAUAGAGUCAUCUUUGUCGAUUACUCCAGCUGGGUUGGACAAGCCGGUGGUCGAUUCUGUGAGGAUGGGAUCAAAGAGCCAAACAAGAAAAAUGCAGAUGCUGUAUUCUAUCAGCGGGGUUCGGUCGAUAUCUGGGAAGAU